Aspergillus bombycis is the source of this 489-nucleotide messenger RNA. RefSeq lists its product as uncharacterized. Lineage: Eukaryota; Fungi; Ascomycota; Eurotiomycetes; Eurotiales; Aspergillaceae. The transcript has a single exon. The record is from RefSeq and is a predicted model, not a curated record. The coding region runs from base 1 to 489 and encodes 162 amino acids.
AUGCGUCUUCUUGCACUUCUUGCAGUGGUGACCCCCCUUAUUGCUGCUCUGCCAGCAGACAAGAGGGAGUCCGGUUGUGUUGCUCUGAACAAUUGCCCUGGUAAGAGGGAACUUCUGGAAGGCAUCUCGGAGAAGGAAGCUGGCUGCAUCAUCCUGAACAACUGCCCGGAAAAGAGGGAAGCACUUGCAGGACUCUCUGAGAGGGAAGCAGGGUGUAUCAUUCUGGGUACUUGUCCUGAAAAGAGAGAGUCUGGCUGUGUAGCGCUGAACAACUGCCCUGGAAAGAGAGAAGAGGUUGCCGGUCUCUCGGAAAGGGAGACGGGCUGUAUCAUUCUUGGAACGUGUCCUGAAAAGCGGGAGCUUUUCCAUGGCCUGUCCGAGCGAGAGGCUGGUUGUAUCAUCCUGAACACCUGUCCCGAAAAGAGAGCAGCUUUGGUCACAAGAGAGUCUGGCUGUGUGGCCCUUAACAACUGUCCCUCGAAAAACUAA